UGGAAGCAUAUAACGUCCCGUACAGUGUAAUAGGUUUUUCUCGACCUAUCCUAUACACUGGAUUUACUUCUGAGUUCGGAAAACACGUUUAGAAGCAACAGUUGCAUUCUGCCAUACCUGCAGCCACGAAUUGUUACUACAAUGUUGCAGACAAAGAUUCUGCUGCUGGUAGUCACGACAUCCGCGCUGUUCCUUGGGACAUGUGCUGCACCCUACCUGCUCCUGCAGCCUCGAACGAUGUCAUGGGCAUGGCCAACUAACAGUUACCCACCGGUCUUUGCGGUCUUUGCUCUGCACAGGGGGAAGGUAUUCAAUUCACUGCCAUCCGACUACGUCCUCGACACAGUAACACCUGCCGGUGACGACAAGUCUGCCCUACCAUCUAGCGGCAUUGAUGUCUACUACGUUCCAAAUACGGCCCCGCUCGGAGUAGCAAAUAUGUACGAUCUGCCAUCUGGGGACGGAAUCAUCAAAUCGAAUAGAACAGUGACAACACACCCCCACGCAUUGAUACCAACUUUGGGGGACGUGAUUGAAUUCAUUCCGUUUCUUCCAGUUGAAAUUAAUGUUCCUAAUGUGAUAUCAUCAAUGAUGAAUUUCUUUAGCUGGAUGAUUAACAGACGACCACAGGACCAGACGACCCCCAGAAUUUAUUUCGUGCUUAAAAAAUGAUCAUGAUUACGGAGUGUAUCUGUUGAGCAUGGUGAUAGCACUGUCAGUGUUCCUUCCAAUAGCCAACCUUCACACGCUGCUACAAUAGCGCGAUUGUCGCAUCUUGUGAAUCGUACACAUGUCCGUUGCAAACUACGAACAGGAAGGAACAUACACCACUUAUACUCUGAACAGCUUCGGUGAAUAAUUUCGGUGAACACAAAUUCUGUACUGACGUACGAGUGGGUGAUCUAGGUAACUUCAAAUGUUACCUCCUUUAUGUGUGUUCCGUUAGCGCUGCCAACAGUAACUAGUAUUUCAGAAAACAAGAUCCAAUGUCUAACGUUAGGAUUUACCUCCAAAAGCGAGUGCCAGAUAUGGCCUUUAGUUUUAUUUUCAAAUGUUAGGGAGUAUUGUUUUCACGCCCAAAACUCCUAGUGUUGGCAGCGCUAACGUGACAGAUAACAUGGCGGUAAAUUUUAAAGUUACUGGAACAUAGUACCAGACAUUAUUUCCUGUCUUUCCUUUGUUAAUUAAUUAAUUAAUUACUGUAUGUAGUGCCUGUGUUAUAAUGAAUACUGGAACUUCAGACAAACAAAAAGAAGAGCGCAUAUUUACUAAAUUAAAUUCAACAUCGAACAGGUAGAUAGCGAAUAAAAUAGACCAAUGCAGGCAGUUACUGAAGGUAUAAUUCAAGCCCGUAUGUAGUUAACGCUUCAUACUGCAAUCAUAAUUAUAUACAUUACCAACUUUACUGUUCAAUAAUGUAAUAUUUAUGGGUUUCGCUCGCCUGUUACAGUAAA
This is a messenger RNA of Cryptotermes secundus, 1454 nucleotides long. RefSeq lists its product as uncharacterized. Lineage: Eukaryota; Metazoa; Arthropoda; Insecta; Blattodea; Kalotermitidae. The coding region runs from base 142 to 672 and encodes 176 amino acids. The record is from RefSeq and is a predicted model, not a curated record. The transcript has 3 exons.